Aspergillus steynii IBT 23096 is the source of this 341-nucleotide messenger RNA. RefSeq lists its product as uncharacterized. The record is from RefSeq and is a predicted model, not a curated record. Bases 107 to 301 code for a protein of 64 amino acids. The transcript has a single exon. NCBI's taxonomy places the organism in Eukaryota, Fungi, Ascomycota, Eurotiomycetes, Eurotiales, Aspergillaceae.
CUCCUUCAGCGGCUCCUCAGAAGAGAAGAUCUUUUUUUUUCCCUUUUGCUUGUCUUUUUCCUUUUCCUUUAUGAUUUGAUGUUAUGUGUUUCGGGAUUCAUUGGUUAUGGGGUGUUUAAAAGCCGUCUUUUGUUGUCUCAAUGAGAAAAAAAAGAAAAGGAUGGAAAUAUCGGUGUUGUUUGUUUCCUGGAAGAACUUUGUAUAUACGCAGGUCGCGAAGUGGUUGGCUGCAUUUCCUACAAUAAACCGAAUGCCAAAUUUCGGCAGCUUUCAGAUUUUUCCAUCUUGCAAUGACUCGUAGUAUCGCGCAUUAGUUUAGGUCUGGGAUGUGAGUACUCCGC